GAUUUAUUACUAGUUAUGGAUUAUACAUGAAUGGCAUUCUGGUGCAGAAUUCCUCAAAACUGAACUAUUAUAUUUCUGGCCUUUCUCCUUGGAGUCUCCAUGCCUUCAGAGUUCAAGCAUGCACAGUAAACGGCUGUGCUUUGGGGCCGCUGGUAAAAGCUCAUACAACUGAAGAUGUACCUAAAGGAAACAUUGAAUUGUUUGUUAUUAAUGAUAGAGCCAAAGAAGUUAAAGUGAAAUGGUUUCCUCUGAAUGAACCCAAUGGGCAAAUAAUGUAUGCUGUUCUUUUCACUGGAAUCUUCUAUGCUGACAAAGCUAAUAGCAAUUACAGUAUUUUAAAUUGCACACAAAUUUUACAUAUUGGCAAAGAAGCAAAUGUCUGGGUGUCCAUUGGAGGACUAAUUCCAUUUUCAAACUACACAGUGGAAGUGAAUGCUUCUAAUAGCCAAGGUUAUGUGAUCAGUGAUCCUGUAGAAAUUGUCCUGCCUGCUGGUGCUCCAGAUGGCAUGUUGCCUCCUAGGCUUUCAUCUGCUACUCCAACCAGUCUUCAGGUUCUCUGGUCUACACCAGUUCGUAACAAUGCUCCAGGCUUACCCAGAUAUCGACUCCAAAUAAGACUUAAGAACUACUCAGAAAAUAAUACAGAGUUAUUUUCUAAACCAACAAUUUAUUUACAUCACAUACUCAAGGAUCUGCAGCCGUAUACAUCUUAUGAGUUGAGGGUUAUUGCCUGCAAUGAAUAUGGUGAUACAUUCAGCAACUGGACUCUGAUAGAUACAGAAGAAGAUAAACCAGGACCUAUUGACCCACCACUAAUCCUGGAAGUGAAAUCCAGAGAAACAACCAUUUCCUGGCAGCCUCCUUCAAGGCCAAAUGGCAUUGUCACCCACUACAACAUCUAUCAAAACAACCAACUGCACGAUACUAUUCCAGGAGCUAGAUCAAAACAUAUUGCAUCUUUCUUGGAACCAUAUACAGUUUACAAAUUUCAAGUAGAAGGGUGCACUUCCAAAGGGUGCUCUCUUUCCUCUGAGAGCCUGCCUAUACAAACCCUUCCAGAUGCACCUGAAGACAUCCCUGCUCCAGAAUUAUACUCAGACACACCAACAUCUGUUCUUGUGUCAUGGCAACCUCCUCUUCAUCCAAAUGGGCUGGUUGAAAACUUCACAAUAGAGAGGAGAGUGAAAGGAACAGAGCAAGUUUCCACAGUAGCCUCUUUUCCUUCCAAUUGUUCCAAGAGUUAUCUAGAUCAAAGUGCUGGUCUCAGCCCUUGGAAAAAAUAUGAAUACAGAAUAUUGGCAAGCACUUUUCAAGGUGGCAUUAAUAGCAGUUCUUGGGUAGAAGUCAUCACCAGGCCCUCAAGACCUGAAAACAUCCAGGCUCCUAAGGUGCAAGCAUUAGAUCCGUAUACUGCCCAGGUUUCCUGGGAAUCUCCUUCCAUUUUAAAUGGAGAAAUAUUGAGCUAUGAGAUUUACAUAUAUGACCUCCUGAGACGUAAAAUCCAGCAGCCACUUGCAUCAAAUCCCCCUGAAGAUUUAAAUCUCUGGGACAAUAUUUACUCAGGAACUCAGUGGUUUUAUGAAGAUAAGGGUCUUAGCAGGAAUACAACAUAUGCCUAUAAGUUGAUAGUACAUAAUGAAGUAGGCUAUACAUCAAGUGAAAAAGUGAUUGUUACAACAUUAGCAGGAUUUUCAGAAAAAGGCACUAAUCUUGCUGCAAAGCCUCUUAACCAUACAGCUAUAGAAGUGAAAUGGACCACUCCAACCUUACAAGAUGUACAAGAAAGUAUUGAAUAUUAUUUCCUUUCCUGGAAUGACACUGUCCACAUAAACUCCAAAAAGAUCCCCGCAACUGAAAAUAGUGCUGUUAUUUGUGAACUAUAUCCAAAUACACAGUAUCAGAUUUUGCUUCAAGUUUUCAGUGGACUUCACAGCAUCACAAGUGAACCUGUGCAAGUGACUACACCAGAUGUAGAACGAGAGGGCCUGUUCCCUCCAGAGAUCAUCGUCAUCAAUAGUACAGCUGUACAUGUCAUUUGGGCAUUGCCUUCAAACUCAAAUGGUGUUGUCAGGGAAUAUUCUAUUUAUGUGAAUAAUAACCGAUAUGAGACCACAAUAAAGGUGCCUGGAUCUUUCAUUUUGGGAGAUUUGUCUCCAUUCACUCUUUAUGACAUACAGGUUGAAUCCUGUAGACGGAAUGCUUGUGUGAGAAGUAAUGGAACCCAAAUUAGAACUGCAGAAGGUGUGCCUAAAGACUUAUCACCACCAUUGAUCUCUGUCCUUGGUUCAAGAUCACUUCAGAUUAACUGGACAUCACCAGGACAACCAAAUGGCAUUAUUUUAGGAUAUGAACUAUUGCGUAAAGCUCAGCAUCACUGCACUGAGGCAAAGCAACUGUCAAAACAUCAACGUGAAGGAAUUUGCCUACUCCUGGAAUGCAACAUUCAUGAAAACAUAUGUGGAAGACAAUGCUGUAAUCCCCAGUUUAAGAUAUGUCGCAAUGGGAAUCAGUACAAUACUUCAAAUUUCCAAUGCUGUGAGGACAAGCAUCUUUCAUUUCUUCUGAAUGCAUCAAGUGCUUGUUGUGGAGGUCAGAGGUGCAGAGCGGAACCAGAGUAUCAAUGUUGUGGUAACUAUUCUACACGGAUAUUCAUAGGAAUGUUCUGUUGCAGACAUGAAUAUUUGAAUAUGUCAAGUAUCGUAUGCUGCUCAGCUUUCAAUGGUGAAGCUAAAGCCCACAUUAAAAAGAAUAGCUCAGUGCCAUUAAAAUGCCGUGUGACUGAACUUAUUCCAGAGAGCGAAGAAUGUUGUAAUGGACUUGGAUAUAAUCCCUUGAAAUAUGUUUGCACUGACAGGAUUUCAUCUGGAAUGAUGAUGAAGAUAAAAGAAGAAUCGAAAUGCAUCCCACUGUGUUCUAUAUCUACUGAAGCAGUGACAUACUGUGGACGGUGUAACUUUGACGAGCAUACUUGUUUAUGUGCUUGGAUAAAGAGUUCCCGUAGUUAUACAAAAAAUAAAGAAAAUAAAAGCAUAUGCCCAUUUUUGGGGGAGAAGAUUUAUACAGGAGGCCCAACUCAAUAUUCAUUCAAAGAUAAGAAUCUAGAACCUCAUGUUACGUAUGAAUAUAGGCUAGCUGCGUGGAACAAACAUGGGAAAGAUUUUAGUGAAAUGAAUAGUGCAACCACUAAACAAGAUGUCCCUGAAUGUGUAAGUCCACCUCAUUGGACAAAAGUGGAUAAUCGUGAAGACAUAAUAUUUCUAACAUGGAAGGAACCUUGUCAACCAAAUGGUAUCAUCAUUUACUAUAUUAUUCUCCGAAAUGGAGUUGAACAUUUCAGAGGAAAGGAACUGAGCUUCAUGGACACCAGUGAUAUUCAACCAUACCAGGAAUACUCAUAUCUAUUACGUGCUUGCACUGUGGCUGGAUGUUCAGACAGUAGCAUGGUAAUUGCAGUCAUUGUCCAAGGGAUUCCAGAGAAUGUUCUGCCACCAACAAUUAUACCUCUAAGUGCAACAGCCUUGCAUUUGAGUUGGGUGGCACCAAAGAAGCCAAAUGGUUUAAUCAGAGAAUACCGCAUCCAUCAAAUUGGAAAGGGACUUAUAUGUACUGGCCCUGCAGACCAGAUGAAGCACACAGUCACAGAUCUUCAGCCUUAUGAAAACUACAAUUUCACACUCACAGCAUGUACAUUUGCUGGAUGCACUACCAGUCAGACAACUGCAGGAAGAACAUUGCAAGCUGCUCCUCAAGGGGUGUGGUCACAGCCUCGUCAUAUUACAGUAAGCUCUAAAAUAUUGGAAUUGUAUUGGGAUGAGCCAGAAAAAACCAAUGGAAUUGUCAUUCAAUACAGAUUAUUUUGUAAUGGAGAAGAGAUUUUCAAAGGUGGUAGAGAAAAUCUGAAUUUCACUCAUUCUGCCAUGCAACCAAAUAAAAGAUAUGUUUACCAGUUAGAAGCCAGUACAUGGGUUGGUAGCAAUAUCAGUGAAAAAUAUGUUGUCCAGACACCAAUAACAACACCGGAAGAGAUUCACAUACCAUAUAAUAUCACAGUAAUUAAUGCAUAUUCCAUAUUCGUAGCAUGGGACAUUCCUGGGUCAUUUAAGAGCAAUGUACCUUUGGAAUACAAUAUAUUACUAGAUGCUGGCAGUACCUCCCCUCUUGUAAAACCAGUUGGACAGCCCAAAUUCCUUCUUUUGGAGGGACUUGAUCCAUGCACCCAAUAUGAGAUAAGGAUACAAGCCUGCCAGAAUGAUGGCUGCGGAGUUGGUGAACGAGUAUAUGCAACCACUGCUGAAGCCUUUCCUGAAGAUUUGAGUCCUCCUAUCAUUUCAGCCAUUGGACCAACAUAUAUAGCUGUGAAAUGGUCACCUCCUAAAAAACCCAAUGGGAUAAUUACAAACUACUUUAUUUACAGACGUCCCAUGGAGACUCAAGAGGAAAUGCUUGUGUUUACCUGGUCUGAAGGCACUUUAGAAUUUAUUGAUGCUACAGAUGUUCUUCAGCCAUUCACAGAGUAUGAAUACUGUGUCAAGGCUCAGAAUUCCAAAGGUUCUGUGAAUAGUUCAUGGUCUUCAACACAGACCCUAGAAGCUCGACCAUCAGGCAUGAAAUCUCCCUCAGCACAAGCCAUCAGCGCUCAUUCUGUGUUCCUAAAUUGGACCAGCCCUGCUUCUCCUAAUGGUGCUAUUUUUCAGUAUCAUGUUGUCUAUCAAGAGAGACAGAAUGACCCAACAAUUAACACGCAGGACGCACUAACAGUUCCUGGAGAGAUGUAUCAAACUUACUUGUUUGGUUUGAAGCCGUAUACAACCUACGACAUUCACAUUGUUGCUGUCAAUAAUGCUGGGCAAGUUGCUAGUCCAUGGACUUCAGUGCGCACCCUGGAAGCUUCCCCAAGUGGCCUAAGGAACUUUACAGUGGACAAGAAAGAGAAUGGCAGGGCAUUAUUACUCAGAUGGGCAGAGCCUUCCAAGCCCAAUGGUAACAUUAAGAUUUACAAUAUUUUCAAUGAUGGUAAUCUAGAAUAUAGUGGUUUGUCUCGUCAGUUCCUCUUCAGACGUCUUGAUCCCUUCACUGAAUACACUCUCGUUCUUGAAGCUUGUACAGCAGCUGGUUGCACUCGCUCUUCACCGCAGCAAAUUUGGACAGAUGCAGCCCCUCCUGCUUCUCAAAUGGCUCCUGUAAUCCAUUUGGUGAAUGCAACCAGCAUUGAACUGAGCUGGUCUGAGCCAAUUAAUUCAAAUGGAAAAAUAAUGCGCUAUGAAGUUAUUCACAGACACACCAAAGAAAAUGCUUCAGGGGAAAAUAGAACGACAGAAGAAGAGAACAUUGUUUUCACAGAAUAUAACACUGGGAGUAACGCAUUUGUAUAUCAUGCUCAGCAUUUGCAGCCGUGGACUACAUACGAAUAUAAAAUACGUGCCUGGAAUUCAGCAGGCUACACUGAUAGUCCUUGGUCUGCUGCAAAAACCAGCCAAGCUGCCCCAGAAGGCAUGGCUGCUCCUAUGUUCACUUAUAUCCCUCAAAAUCCCAGCAAAAUAUGGAUUUCAUGGUCACUCCCAGAAAAAAGCAAUGGUGUUCUACUGUCAUAUAAGCUCCAAAGAAAUGAUGUUCCCUAUCCUUUUAGCUUUGAUGCUUCAACCUUCAAUUAUACUGAUCAAGGCCUGCUUCCAUAUACAGAAUACAAUUAUUUAAUAACUGCUUGUACCCUGGGAGGGUGCUGCUCUAGUGACCGUUCCAGAAUACGGACAUUAGAGGCAGCUCCAGCAAUAGUCAGCCCUCCUACUCUAGAAGGUAUACAUUCAACCCAGAUUAAUAUAUCUUGGGCACCACCCCAAAUUCAAAAUGGUGAAAUCAUAAAGUACAUUUUAAAGCUGAAUGAUGAAGAACAAUAUGUUGGAAAGAGUUUAUUCAAGACAGUAUUGAAUCUACAACCUUAUACUAAAUAUGACAUCACAUUGGUUGCCUGUACCAACGGAGGCUGCACUGUUAGUGCAUCCCAAUCUGCUUGGACAAUAGAAGCUCCUCCUCUUAACUUAGAUCCUCCCAUGUUACUAGUGACAGAUUCAGAAUCUCUAGAAAUUACAUGGAAAGCUCCCAAUAAUCCAAAUGGUAAAAUCCAGAUUUAUGAGCUAAGGAGGAAUGGAUUGCUGGUUUAUUCAGGUCUAGAUAGACACUAUAAGGACUUUAUGUUAACUCCUGGAGUGGAAUACAUCUAUACUGUUACUGCAACCAACAGCCAAGGGAGUGUCACCAGUCAGAUAGCCAAGAUAAGAACCGAUCCUUCUGCCCCAUCUGGAAUGUCUCCACCUCUGUUGCAUCCAUGGUCCUUGCAGACAAUUUUGGUUACUUGGGAUCCUCCAGCAAAGAUUAAUGGUAACAUAAUCAAUUAUACUAUCAUUCUUCGGGAGCCUAUUAAAUCACAAAAGAAAGUGAUUUAUCUGGAUUCAUUCCAUGAUUCUUUUGGAAGACAGUCUUACAAUUUAACAGAACUAAAACCCUAUCACAGGUAUGAAGUACAAGUACAAGCUUGCAGUCUUCUGGGCUGUACUCACAGUGAAUGGGCAUCCAUACAAACUCUUGAAGCACCCCCUGAAAUACAGCCAGCUCCUUUCAUAGAUGUCCAGUCAAGUCCUGAUGGAUUCCAGACUGUUCUUUCCAUUGUGUGGACUGGCCCAAAGCACCCAAAUGGAGACAUCUUACAUUAUGAACUUUAUCGAAGACAGCCAUUACCCAAUCAACACAAUGUCAGCCUUGUUUAUAAUGGUUCAUCCACUUCAUUCAAAGACGACACGCUCCUGCCUUUCACUGAAUAUGAAUAUCAGGUUUGGUCAGUUAAUUCUGCUGGCCGAACUGCCAGCAGUUGGAUAAAAUGUAAGACUGGCCCAGCCCCUCCUCAAGGGCUUCCUGCCCCUUUGUUUGAGACAGUAGCUUCUACUUCUGCUGUGGUCAAUAGCCGUCCUCCUCUAAAGCCAAAUGGAAUAAUCACCCUCUACAGGUUCUUCUCCAAUGGCACCAAAGGAAAGGAGAAGGUGCUCUCAGAAGGCACUACUGCUCAGCAGACAAUCCAUGGACUUAAACCUUUUACCACUUAUUCUAUUGGGGUUGAAGCUUGCACAUGCUUCAACUGCUGCAGCCAGGGGCCAAUGGCUCAAGUCACCACCCAGCCAGCUGCACCCACCCAGCAGCCUUCUCCCCAUAUACAGAACCUGACGUCAAGAAAUGCUUCUUUUCUCUGGGAUGCUCCUCAGGAACCCAAUGGCAUUGUGAGAAGAUAUGAACUCCACAUGUACACAUCCUGUCUUCCUUGGUUACUGCCCAUAGAAAGAGUUUGUAAGCCUGGACCUAUUGAAGUGAGAUAUAGUGGGAAAAACCGGCAUUCUAGUGUGAGUGACCUUCAGCCUUACACAACCUACAAACUGAAAGUGGUGUCCUACAAUUCAGUUGGAAGCACUACUUCAGAAUGGAUUACUUUUACUACUGAAAAAGAGGUUCCUCAGUACAAAUCUCCAUUUAUCAUAAUCGGAAAUUUAUCCACCAUCUUCCUGGAUUGGAGUCAUACCUUCCUAUUGAAUGGGCUUUUGAAGGAAUAUGUGCUAAUGGAAGGAGGGCAACACAUCUACAGUGGCUUUGAUACCAGACUGUAUUUGCCAAGGACAUCUGACAAAAUUUAUUUAUUUCAGGUGACUUGCAUCACUGAUGAAGGGAGUGUUGAAACGCCUGUAAUCAAAUACAAUGCUGCUAUUGGAUUUGGUCCUGUCUUGACAACUCCAGGAGAAAAUAACAAAGGCAACACAAAGCAAGCAAUGUUCUACACAGAGUUGUGGUUUGUGAUACUAAUGGCGAUCCUUGCCUUGAUCCUUCUAGCAAUUUUCCUGUCUCUAAUUCUACAGAGGAAAAUAAACAAGCAGCUGUAUUCACGGGAAAGGCCUCCUUUAGUCUCAGUUCAAAAGAGAAUGUCACCGAUGAAUGUCUAUUCACAAGGAGAAACUCACAUGGGACUGGCAGAUACAAAAAUUCCAGGACCAGCAUCCCCUUCAAGUAUACACAGCAGCAGAAGCAUUUCUGUCCUUCAGGGGCCAAGCCAAAGCCAGAUAGAGGAUAGGUUUUCCCAAGAUUCCCUGCAUCGAAGUGUCAGUCAGCUCAUUGAAGCAUCUGAGAAAAAGUCCUCGGUGGAAGAUAUUGUUUGGGAUGCCAUUAUUCAUGGCCAUGACAGUAGUUUGCGUGCGGAUGAUGAAGAUCUUGUGAGCACUAUCAAAAGCUUCAGUACUGUUACCAAAGCACAUACAACAUUUACUGAUACACACUUGUAAGUUAUUUAG
This is a messenger RNA of Protobothrops mucrosquamatus (brown spotted pit viper), 8321 nucleotides long. It is a transcript of the gene USH2A, whose product is annotated as usherin. Gene Ontology annotation, molecular function: protein binding. The annotation marks the transcript as partial. The record is from RefSeq and is a predicted model, not a curated record. The transcript is spliced from 36 exons. NCBI's taxonomy places the organism in Eukaryota, Metazoa, Chordata, Lepidosauria, Squamata, Viperidae.